AACCCUCACGAGCGCCUUCAUUCAUGUCAAGGAGCGCAGUUUAAAGGCGCGUGCUGACUGUGCGUUCGCUCAGUCUGACGGCCAGUCAUCCAUCACCGUCAAACCGUUCACAGAGCACCUGCCCGUCCAACUAUGUCGAACUCUGGAGGUCGGAGGCUGAAGCAGUGGCUGAUGGAGCAGAUCCAGAGUGCGCAGUACUCCGGGCUCCAGUGGGAGGAUGAGACCCGCACCACCUUCCGAAUCCCGUGGAAACACGCCGGCAAGCAGGAUUACAAUCAAGAAGUGGACGCUUCCAUAUUCAAGGCUUGGGCUGUUUUUAAAGGCAAGUUUAAAGAGGGUGACAAAGCUGAACCUGCAACAUGGAAGACCAGACUCCGCUGCGCCCUCAACAAAAGUCCUGACUUCGAGGAGGUGACUGAGAGGUCACAGCUGGACAUCUCUGAGCCCUACAAAGUGUAUCGCAUUGUCCCCGAGGACGAGCAGAAGCACGGCAAAACCCCAGUGAUGGCCAUGUCAGCGGCCACCAGCUCUGGUGAGGAUAUGGACUGCAGCCCCUCAGAGAUAGAAGACUUCAUGAAAGAGGAGGAAGGCUGCAGCAGCCAAGCCAGUCCAGAAUACUGGACUCAGAGCAAUGCUUUCCCACUGCAGCCGGAGCCUUUGCCAUCAGGGGGUCUCAGUUCAGUUUGGUCCCAGAUGAUGAUCAGUUUCUACUACGGAGGAAAGCUGAUCCACAGCACGCUGGUAUCCCACCCUGAAGGCUGCAGGAUCUCCCCGCAGCAGCACCUGGCUCGCAGUGCCAUCUACAGCUCAGACAGCAUGCAGAGCGUUCAUUUCCCCCCGGCUGAGCUCAUCGAGUACGACCGCCAGCGCUACGUCACCCGCAAGCUUCUGGGUCACCUGGAGAGAGGCGUAUUGGUGCGUGCAAACCAAGACGGCAUCUUCAUCAAGAGGCUCUGCCAGAGCCGCGUCUUCUGGAGCGGGCUGGUUGACAUGGGCUCACAUUACCACCCGAUGCCCGGGAAACUCGAGAGGGAUGCUGUGGUCAAGAUUUUUGACACUGGAAAGUUUCUUCAAGCUCUGCAGCUGUAUCAGGAUGGGCUCAUCUCAGCCCCUGAUCCAACUGUGACCCUGUGCUUCGGAGAGGAGCUGACUGAUCCCAGCACUGCCAAGAGCAAACUGAUCAUUGUGCAGAUCAAUGUGAUGAACUGUCAGCACCUGCUGGACUCAGUGAACAUGCGUCGCUCCCAGCCUUACUGCAACAACCCCGGCCUGGACAUGGCCGACGACGCGGCCACUGACCAGAUGGCCCGCAUCUACCAGGACUUGUGCAGCUACAGCGGCCCGCAGAGACCGGCCUGCUACAGGGAGAACAUGCCCAUCACCGCCUGAACCGUGACCUCUGACCUCUGGCCGCAGCUUUCUCAGUGUGUACGAAAACCGAUCUGGACUUUACUUAAGAUCCUGGGAGACAAAGAGGAGGUGAAUCAAUGAGCGAAGAGAUAAAGACGAGCACAUCUCUUUUCUGGCUGUAAGGUUAUUAACUGAAGAGAGAAGUGAGUUCUCAAAGCUGAUUUUUACUUAGCACGUCUUCUUUUCUUUUUUCUUCAUUUUUUUAGCAACUGAUUGAAUAAAUAGGCCAAAAUUGAUACUUUUUGUAACAUUAAGUAAUUCAGGUAUGAACUGAUAACAUUUGCAUUAUGUUGAAGAUGCAACAGGUUAAUUAAAUACAGAUAGGUUUUACUAUCAGAUUGUUGUAUCACAAGACUCUUAUUUUGUCUUUUUUUUUGUGAAUUGCAUUUUAAAAUAAACUUUUUACCAAAUGAAACCCGGGUUUACCUUUUACCUUUAUAUAAUUAUGUUAUGGUUUGGUUCAGUUUAUUUGUUUGUGUUAUUUCUUUUUUUUUUUUUAAUACCAGAACCAAACAGUGAUGAUGAGCCGAGGCCAGACUUCUGGACACUGGCGAUGUUGUCAUCAGUGAAAAAAAAAACUACAUGAAAUUCAUGGAAAUUUAAAUGACUUACCUUUAACUGUAAGAGUCAACAGCACUGUACUUAUCUGUUUUUAUUUCUGCCAUUCAUUUACAUUACUAAAUUUAAUGCAAUGUUACAAACUGUAAGCUGAAAAAUUAUUGUGGCUGAAUACUGGAAUCACUUUUUUGACAAUGAAAAUGAAGCUAAAACCAUGUUCAUGAUGCUUUCCACUCUCUUUUUUCAGUGUCGACAUAACUGGAAUUUACAUCUCUUUUCUUAAAGUCGUUCUGUUUUGUAUUCGAUACCCCUGUACCUACAAACCACAUGUCAGCACUGGGCUGGAAUUAAAAAAGCAACUCAAGUACAGCAUAUUUUAAUCAGCUUGUACUUGAAUUCAUUAGUCAGAUUUUCAUAUUUGUCAUGAAAAGUUAUGACUGCUCCAAAA
Messenger RNA from Salarias fasciatus (jewelled blenny), 2416 nucleotides. RefSeq names its product interferon regulatory factor 8 (gene irf8). NCBI's taxonomy places the organism in Eukaryota, Metazoa, Chordata, Actinopteri, Blenniiformes, Blenniidae. Bases 133 to 1389 code for a protein of 418 amino acids. The record is from RefSeq and is a predicted model, not a curated record. Gene Ontology annotation, biological process: immune system process; regulation of transcription by RNA polymerase II. Gene Ontology annotation, cellular component: nucleus. Gene Ontology annotation, molecular function: RNA polymerase II cis-regulatory region sequence-specific DNA binding; DNA-binding transcription factor activity, RNA polymerase II-specific; protein binding. The transcript is spliced from 9 exons.